Molecule: messenger RNA, 2772 nt
Organism: Candidozyma duobushaemuli
Lineage: Eukaryota; Fungi; Ascomycota; Pichiomycetes; Serinales; Metschnikowiaceae
Exons: 1
Coding region: 1-2772 (923 amino acids)
Source: RefSeq, a predicted model, not a curated record
AUGAGUGAGGAGAAAGAAUCAGAGCGUUAUUCGCUACCCCGGACCUUUUCGAAAAACAACUCUCGUGAAUUUAAUUCCAGAAUCGGCGUUGGAGAGCUUCCGGCACUUCCAGCCCUAGACAGUAAGGAUAAGAAUGACCCUCCUGAGCUGGCUACCUACGGGCCCCCAAAGACUCCUCAAUCAUUUGUUGAAUUCAACCUCAGUAGCGGACUGCCUGAACCGCAAAUCGUCAGCAGUGACGACGUUACAAGAGGCCAUGCCCAUACCAAGUCGAAUGCUACCACCGAACUAAGCGAGAAGGAGGACGAGGAUGAGAAACCAAAGCCAGAAGAAGACUUCUUCAGUUCCAAUUCAGACGGGUGGAAAUCAAUGAAGAAAGUAGCAAAACAGGAUUAUUACGAUGAACGGGGAAAUCUUGAAUUCACAAAGGAUAACGAAUUCGAGCUGCUUGAACAUAGAGAUGCUAGAGGUUACACCAAGAUCGAUACCGAGGAACAACUUAACAAAUACGCUAGGCUUGAUGCCAAGACAAACUUCUUGUUCGAGCUCCUGGGGCUGCAUGAGCCCAAGAAUGAUGAGGAUUCGGACGAUGAGACAUUCGAUAACGGGGAUGAUGGAAUCGAUUCUAAAGAGACCCUUGCUGGUACAAGAGGUCUUUUGACUGAAUCCCAGAAAUUUGCAUACAUUGGUAUGGUGAAGCUUAUCACCGUUGACCAAGCGGCUGCUUUGGCGAAGCUCAAUCAGAGAACAACUUUUAGGAUGUCGAAGCCUAUGGGGCUCGCUCAAAAGAACUUCGCAAACUGGACCAAAUACAUUAUGUCCAAGUUAGAGGAUCAUUUGGAUAUCACGAAGCAAGAAAAGAGCAUGAUAGACAAUUUGAGCACUCAUGGUGUGCAAGUUGAAGACCUCUCGCAAAGCUUGUUGAUGCUUGAGACCCAAAAACCCAUUGUCAACCAAUUAUCGAAAGAUUUCGACUUACGUUGGGUGCUUGUCUGUGAUUUAUUCUUGUUGCUCUUGAGUGACGGGUAUUUUGACAGCAGAUCCAGAACGUUGUUCAUUGCGUUUGCCAAUUACUUGGGGAUUCUAAACAUCGAAGUAUACCAAUUUGAGAGAAGACUUAUCGAGAGUUUGGAGAUGGACACAGGCCAGAAGAGUAUCGAAAACAGAGAUGACAAAUUGAGCGACAGGCUGUUUAUCGAGAAGCACAUCCAGAAGAACAAGAGAAAGAGAUUGGCCUACAUUGGUAUGGCUACUAUUGGCGGCUCCCUUGCGAUCGGUUUAUCUGCUGGUCUAUUGGCUCCUUUGAUUGGAGCUGGUUUAGCAGCUGGUUUGACCACUGUUGGUAUUGGAGGUACAAGUGGAUUUCUCGCUGGUGUUGGUGGUAGUGCCAUUAUCACCACCGGUGGUGUUGCUGCCGGCGCCAAGAUGGGAUCCAAAGCAGGUGCAAGAAGAACAGGCGAUGUCCAGACAUUUGAGUUAAAACCUCUACACAACAACAAGAGAACCAAUCUUAUCGUGACAGUCAGUGGCUGGAUGAACGGUGAUCUAGAUGAUGUUCGUCUCCCCUUUUCCACAGUUGAUCCUGUCAUGGGUGAUAUGUUCUCCUUGCUUUGGGAACCAGAGAUGUUGAGAUCCAUGGGUCAGACAAUUGGUAUUUUGGCUACAGAAGCUUUGAGUACAUCUAUUCAACAGAUUCUUGGUGCAACAAUCCUUUCGGCGUUGAUGUCCGCCAUUCAGCUUCCAAUGGCCCUUUCAAAGCUUUCUUAUUUGCUUGAUAAUCCAUGGAAUGUUUCUCUUGAUAGGGCUUGGAAAGCUGGAAAGAUCUUGGCCGAUACGUUGAUGUCGGGCAACAUGGGUGUGAGACCCAUAACCUUGGUUGGUUUCUCGCUUGGUUCCAGAUUGAUCUACCUGUGUCUUAUAGAGCUUGCACAGCGUGGAGGUUAUGGCCUUGUCGAGAAUGUCAUCCUUUUAGGUAACCCUGUUGCGGUGAAGUAUGAGCAAAUCACAUUGGCUCGCUCUGUUGUCAGUGGUAAGUUUGUCAACGGUUACUCCAAGAACGACUGGAUCCUUGGUUAUCUCUUCCGUGCAACUGGUGGAGGUUUACUGACUGUUGCAGGCCUUUCACCAAUUGAAAACAUUCCUGAUGUGGAGAACUUUGAUUGUACUGAACUUGUGGAGGGCCAUAUGUCAUACAGAAAAGCAGUUCCCAAAAUCUUGCGUUUGAUGAAUUGGGAAGUUUUGAGUGACGAGUUUGCUGAAAUCGAAGAGCCUGAUCCAGAGCAGGGUGAAAGACAAAGACAGCUUAUUACUGAGUUUGACGAAGCCAGAGCGAAGAUGGAGAAAGAGAAGAUGGAGGAAGCUCAGAAGGAGCAGAAGUCGUGGAAGAGCUGGUUCAAGCCGAAGCAGAAGAACUGGUGGGGAGUUUAUGACGAAGCCGCCAAGCAGGAAGAAGAGAAGAAGGCUGACGAAUUUGAGGAGUACGAUGAGAAUGCCGGACAAACCACCGGUACGCUUAGACGUGGAGAAACGGAGCAGGAAUCUGCUGAGCCCAUCUUUGACAUCAAUGCUUUGGCAGAAGAGAUAAACGAUAUCGAAAAGCUAGGUGAACAAGACUCUGAGCAGCUCAAGAAAGUCCGUCAGGAUGUUGAUCUUUCGCAGAGAGAGGUGAAGAUGAAUGAGGAUGUGGAGUUGGAGAAAGAACCAACAAACAUGUUCCAAAAUCUCAGAACCAAGAUCCCAAAUCCACUUAGCAAAGAGAAUAAGGAAACAUAG